This is a messenger RNA of Pimephales promelas (fathead minnow), 4760 nucleotides long. RefSeq names its product USP6 N-terminal like (gene usp6nl). The record is from RefSeq and is a predicted model, not a curated record. Gene Ontology annotation, molecular function: GTPase activator activity; small GTPase binding. NCBI's taxonomy places the organism in Eukaryota, Metazoa, Chordata, Actinopteri, Cypriniformes, Leuciscidae. Gene Ontology annotation, biological process: regulation of GTPase activity.
AAUAAACGAGAGAGAGAGGGGAAUAGAGUAGAGCUGUGUUAUAUAGCUUGCCCUGGCUGUAUUGAUUUGGAUGCCAGAGACUGCGAUAGAGAGAGAGAGAGAAGUGGAGACACUUUUUCAGAUGGUCUCUUUGAUACACAAACAUAGGGGAACAGGAGAGAGAACUGGACAGUGUCUAUCUGUGAAACAGUGAGAGAGAGAGAAAAAACAAGAGAAGAACUGCAGAAGCCAACUCUGAUUGGAAGAAGAGUGUUUGUGAGAGACAGAGGCAAGCUGCGAGAAAUGAUGUGAGCGAUGAAGAAGAAGACAGACACGGACUCUCAUCUUUUGACUGGUGGGACCUGGAUUGCGGAAAGCAAAUUCUGCAGGAUGCAUUUCUGUUUUUAACCCUCAAUACUCCUUCUGGAUGGAUUUGAUGUGGUUUAUGAAGUACAGAGGAAGACAAAAACUGUGUUUUGGAUGCUGAACUAUGUGAUUAAUUGAUGUGAUAUGAAUUAGUGAUGUGUUUUAAUUGGUCUUGCGGACCAAAGCUCCCUUUGGAUUCAAGAAACUUGAAAUGAAUACAAAGACGAGACAGAGGGGAGGAGACGAUCAAUGAUAAAUUGAAUGGAAGAAUUCGUUACGCUCAGUGUGGUGGCUGUAGAAAUAGAAAUCCUGCGUUUUUAUGUAGAGAAACCAAUCAUCUUUUGAUUGUUAUUUUGCUAUUUUUGUAUGUUGGUGGCGAGAAUGAUGCUCGUUGUGCUUUGCCCUGCACUUGCCCCGCCCCCAACCACACCUGUCCGUGCCUUGACCCCGCCCUCUUCUGAUCAUGCAAGUGUUGCAGAUUGUUAAGGAGCUGGUGUCGCCCUCCCGCCGCCGCGCCAGUGGCCGUUUUGCAGCGUCUAAUUCAGAGCAGGAUGCUGCAGUGAAGUUGGAACAGGAGCGAGCUGAGAUACUCGCCAAAUAUGACAAGGGUAAAGAAAGUGCGGAGGUGGAGCCGUGGGAGGAGGCCAAUUUUGAUCUGUAUAAAGCGGUGGACCGCUUCGGAUUCCUGCAUGAGGAGGAGCUUCCAGUGUAUGACAGGAAUGUAGUGGAGGAAAAGCAUAAACAUCUGGAAUUGGAGAGAACAACAAAAUGGCUGAAAAUGUUGAAAAGCUGGGAGAAAUACAAGACCAGCGACAAGCUGGCGAGAAGGAUCUAUAAGGGAAUUCCACUGCAGCUCAGAGGUCAAGUUUGGUGUCUGCUGCUCGACGUCCCCAAAAUCAAGGAGGAGAAGAAGGACUUCUACGAGAAACUGAAGAUCAGAGCGAGGGGGUUGUCUCCGGAUGUCCGUCAGAUUGAUCUGGAUGUGAAUCGUACAUAUAGAGAUCACAUCAUGUUCAUGCACCGUUAUGAUGUCAAACAGCAGGAUCUGUUUCAUGUGCUCACCGCGUACUCCGUUUAUAACACGGAGGUGGGUUAUUGUCAGGGCAUGAGUCAGAUCACUGCUCUGUUACUCAUCUAUAUGAAUGAGGAAGAUGCUUUCUGGGCACUGGUUAAGCUGCUGUCUGGACAGAGACAUAACAUGCACGGUUUCUUCAUACCAGGGUUCCCUAAACUCAUGCGCUUUCAGGAGCAUCAUGAUCGCAUCCUGCAGAAGAUGAUGCCUAAACUCAAACAACAUCUAGAUAACCAAGAGGUGUUCACCAGCCUGUAUACAAUGAAAUGGUUCUUUCAGUGUUUCUUGGAUCGGACUCCGUUCACGCUCACGCUGAGAAUAUGGGACAUUUAUAUUUUGGAAGGAGAGCGAGUUCUGACUGCAAUGUCCUACACCAUCCUCAAACUACACAAAAAGACCCUCUUGAAGUUGUCUAUGGAGGAUCUGGUGAAGUUUCUGCAGGUGACUCUGUCAAAAGAUUUCUGUUUUGAGGACGACUUUGUGAUAGAGCAGCUUCAAAACUCCAUGUCUGAGCUCAGACGAUCUAAAUUGGAGCUGCCACCUCCAGGUAAGGAGGACGAGUUUCCUAAGAAAAAAUUAGGUCAACUUCCCCCUGAGCCUCCAGGAUCGGCGACAGGAACAACCAAUCACGUGGCUAACGGGCAGCCGUUCGGGCCGACGUUCGCGGGUCUCCCCCCUCGUGGUCCGAGCCCUGCCGCGAGCACCGGUAAACGAGCAGAGUCUGGUCCCAUCGCCGAUGGAACACCCGGCUCACCGGACAAGAGCGAGAGGGACGCACGGGGUGUGGAAACUCAAAAGGAAAGAGUCCCAACCCACGUGCCAAACAGCGGCGCGAGAGUCGGUGGGAAGGCGUCGAGCCAGAACCAGCCAAAUCACACCUCCAACACUAGAUCCAGCACGCGCAAGGAAACGGGACCUCGCUGGGUCAAGCCUUCCGAGGGCAGACUGGAAGCGGUCAAGGCCGCAGCGAUUCGGGAAAGCCAGUCGAGUCUAAAUACGGGCGUUCCGCCCUCGCCCAGCUCCCUUACUCCAGAGGAAGCCUCAGGGGCACAGCGCCGACCCCAUUCUCGUACGUUCGCCUCGGGCUCCAACCGCGCUUCCAACGCCUCGCAAUACGACAACGUCCCGGGACCAGACGGAGAGGUGAUGGAAAUCAUAGAGCUGGAGAAACCACCGUCUCGCCCCCCAUCCCGACCACACGCCGGACCUUCUUUUAGAGGCAGUCCCACCCGUUCUCCCAGCGGUGCGACUGGGGUUUCUCCCUUUAGAAUGGCCAAACAGAGCACGACGCAAUCCAAGCCAGAACCUCGCGCACCUCUGCACUAUCCACCUGGCAUGACGCCCGUCUACACCACCUACUUUUCGGAUUCUCGGCCAGAGGACAGACUGUACGCGACUACGGGACGUGGCUCAUCUAACCCGUCGCCUGAGAAAAGUCUGACGAACAGCAGCUACUUAACCUACCGACGGACUCCGCCGAACGUUCCCCCGCUCAGGGUCGCUCCGGCCGAGACGUCUUUCCAGUUCGACGGCGUGGGCGGGUAUUACGUGAGGCGGCCCACCCGACUGGGGUCUCCCGCUCACCCGCCCACAGAACCGCGUUACGAGGGACACAGACAGAGAGAGGGCUGGUACGGGCACACGGAGGCAGGGCCUCCGCGAUCUCCCGUGGGACUACCUCGAUCUCCCAGCUUCCAGAAGGCUCAGCUCUCUCCCGUUCACCCGGUUCAGGAGUUUAACUUUGCACCCGCAAAUAUCUCGGACGCCGCGCUCCAUUUCAGAGGACACUACCAAGAGCACUCCAGCAGGCAACAGCUCCCCCCGCUGUUCGGAGGAGCACACUACAGGCAGGCACAGGAGGCCUUCGCAAUGCAGGAGUCCAUGCUGCUCUGAGAGGGACACACUGUAUGAGUUAUGGCUCGCGAGAAGUUUACCGUUGGCUUAAUGCUUUUGCAUUUUGUUUGUUCGUUCGUUCGUUCGUUCACUUUGUCUGGCAUGUCUUACUUAGCGAGAGUUGCCAGUUUCAGGCAUUUGUACUGAUCAAAGACUGACUGAAGAAUUUGACUUUUGUUUUUGCCCGUAAAAAAUAAUCUUUAACUGCCGACGUGAGUUGUAUAACAGAGCUUAAAUGUGCAAAGAGAGAUUGUUGUUGUUUUGUCGAAUUAGUACACUGAGAUAUUUAAAUGGAGGGUUAAAGACAGACUCAGUUACUGAUCUAUUAUCAUCUAUUUUUUUAACGCAAUCCAAACAUAAACACAUACUCUAGAGGACAAUUGAUUCCUUGAUUGUGAAUAUAUAUUUUUAAGAACAAAGAUUUGUGUAGCUUAGAUAUGGAUAAUGAUGAACAACUGAAACAGUGAACAUAAUGGCUGUUGUAUCACUACACAGUGUUGAAAUGAAAGAAAAAACCUUGUUUGGAAGGCUCGUUUUUGACGACAUAUAUAAAAAUGGCAGAUAUUUAACUUGAAAUGAAAAGGGAUAUGUGCAUUUGCAAAAUCUGAUCAGCAAUUAGAUCUUAUAAUGUCAGUUCAUCAAGGUUAAAACAUCAAAUAACGGAUCAAACCGAUUGAUAUUUGAGUUUGUUCAAAUCCAUCAACAGAUGACUUUCGGCGGUCAAAGCGGUUUGAUUUAUCCAAAUCCAUCCAAGAAAUGUCUGUGAUGCACAGUGCAAGUUAUACAGUUUAGUUACAGAAAACUGUUCAAUAAUACGGCUGCUAGUUGGUCGUGGCAUGCGGCUGCUGUGUUAAGUUGGUUGUACCUGUGCUGUUACUCAGUGGAAUUAGAAAGAAUGGACCUUUUUUCUAGCAGCAAGAAUUGGACUGAAGCACAGGUUUUACACAUUAUAACACAAUGAACUCACAGAUGUAUUGAUCUUUUUUCAAGUCGUCUGUACCAUUUCCUAAUCUUAUUCAGGAAACUACAGUAGAUUAGGCUGCUAACCCACUAACCUGUUUUUGAGUGAAUCAUGGCAACACUACCAACUCAUUUGACAUUGAUUUGAAUAUUACACACCAGUAUAUUUGCUACUGAAUAAGCAGAUGGAUUAUGUCAUACUGUAAUAUACCAGGCCAAACAGCUUUCAAGAAAACACUCCAUCUGCUAUCAUACAUAAUUAAAGAAUAUAUUUUGUACGUGUUGUUCGUGGACAAGCAAACUAAUUUAUUAUCUGCUGUAGGCCCCAAUUGUUUCCUUCUCCCAUGCUUGUCUUUUCAGUAUAUAAACUGGUUUAGCGCAUUUCGUUUUGACACAGCAUUCCAGCCGUCUUAAAAAGUGAAACUACUAAUUGCAAGUUGAUGAUCAGAUUCCCCUUCUCUAAUAAAACAACAUGGGGUGAUGUAAAAAA